Messenger RNA from Homo sapiens (human), 1646 nucleotides. RefSeq names its product ETS variant transcription factor 7 (gene ETV7). NCBI's taxonomy places the organism in Eukaryota, Metazoa, Chordata, Mammalia, Primates, Hominidae. Gene Ontology annotation, cellular component: nucleus. The coding region runs from base 347 to 1195 and encodes 282 amino acids. The transcript is spliced from 8 exons. Gene Ontology annotation, molecular function: DNA-binding transcription factor activity, RNA polymerase II-specific; sequence-specific DNA binding; DNA-binding transcription factor activity. Gene Ontology annotation, biological process: regulation of transcription by RNA polymerase II; regulation of DNA-templated transcription. The record is from RefSeq and is marked reviewed.
CCAGUUCUCGGAGCCAGGUUAGGGGUUUGGCGGAGGAGGACUGCGGGGCGCGGGCCUAGGGCCCCAGCAGCCACAGCCAGGGGAGCGCUCAAGACAGAAAGCCGGUGGCUUCCUCACCUCCACCUGUAAUGCAGGAGGGAGAAUUGGCUAUUUCUCCUAUAAGCCCUGUGGCAGCCAUGCCUCCCCUAGGCACCCACGUGCAAGCCAGAUGUGAAGCUCAAAUUAACCUGCUGGGUGAAGGGGGGAUCUGCAAGCUGCCAGGAAGACUCCGCAUCCAGCCCGCACUGUGGAGCAGGGAGGACGUGCUGCACUGGCUGCGCUGGGCAGAGCAGGAGUACUCUCUGCCAUGCACCGCGGAGCACGGGUUCGAGAUGAACGGACGCGCCCUCUGCAUCCUCACCAAGGACGACUUCCGGCACCGUGCGCCCAGCUCAGGUCAGGGAAACGCACAGGCUUUCCUCUAAGCGGGAACCCUGGUGACGUCCUGUAUGAGCUGCUCCAGUACAUCAAGACCCAGCGGCGAGCCCUGGUGUGUGGGCCCUUUUUUGGAGGGAUCUUCAGGCUGAAGACGCCCACCCAGCACUCUCCAGUCCCCCCGGAAGAGGUGACUGGCCCCUCUCAGAUGGACACCCGAAGGGGCCACCUGCUGCAGCCACCAGACCCAGGGCUUACCAGCAACUUCGGCCACCUGGAUGACCCUGGCCUGGCAAGGUGGACCCCUGGCAAGGAGGAGUCCCUCAACUUAUGUCACUGUGCAGAGCUCGGCUGCAGGACCCAGGGGGUCUGUUCCUUCCCCGCGAUGCCGCAGGCCCCCAUUGACGGCAGGAUCGCUGACUGCCGCCUGCUGUGGGAUUACGUGUAUCAGCUGCUCCUUGAUACCCGAUAUGAGCCCUACAUCAAGUGGGAAGACAAGGACGCCAAGAUCUUCCGAGUUGUGGAUCCAAAUGGGCUCGCCAGACUCUGGGGAAAUCACAAGAACCGGGUGAACAUGACCUACGAGAAGAUGUCUCGUGCCCUGCGCCACUAUUAUAAGCUUAAUAUCAUUAAGAAGGAACCGGGGCAGAAACUCCUGUUCAGAUUUCUAAAGACUCCGGGAAAGAUGGUCCAGGACAAGCACAGCCACCUGGAGCCGCUGGAGAGCCAGGAGCAGGACAGAAUAGAGUUCAAGGACAAGAGGCCAGAAAUCUCUCCGUGAGGGGCAGGUGGACUCCAGGCACCCGGUACCGAUGGGGCAGGGACCGAGUCUCCCAUGAAGGCAGACUCCUCCUCCCAGCAGAGCAGCAGGAUCCCCAGCCAGACUCUGUACCCACAGGAUUACAGCCAUUGCUUGGGAAGGCUGGGAGGCCUCCCAUCCAGGACACUGGGGGCAGGAGUGUCAUCUUUUGGGCAGGGCAAUCCUGGGGCUAAAUGAGGUACAGGGGAAUGGACUCUCCCCUACUGCACCCCUGGGAGAGGAAGCCAGGCACCGAUAGAGCACCCAGCCCCACCCCUGUAAAUGGAAUUUACCAGAUGAAGGGAAUGAAGUCCCUCACUGAGCCUCAGAUUUCCUCACCUGUGAAAUGGGCUGAGGCAGGAAAUGGGAAAAAGUGUUAGUGCUUCCAGGCGGCACUGACAGCCUCAGUAACAAUAAAAACAAUGGUAGCUGA